GCUUCAUGGCUCUUGAGAUUAAUUAGAACAGAAACGACAAAAUGGCAGCGACAGUGCCGGUCAACCCCAAGCCUUUUCUGAAUGGCUUGACAGGAAAGCCUGUUAUCAUCAAGCUGAAGUGGGGAAUGGAGUACAAAGGUUACCUGGUGUCAGUGGACUCUUACAUGAACCUCCAGUUGGCCAGCACAGAGGAGUACAUCGAUGGACAAUUCACAGGCAACUUGGGAGAGGUGCUCAUCAGGUGCAACAAUGUGUUAUACAUGAGAGGAGUGCCAGAGGAAGAUGAACCCAUGACGUGACAAAGGCUCAGCUGCUACUCAACUCAUAUAUUGGCAGGAAGAGAGACAGCCAGACUUGAGGCAGCACAUGUGGCAGCAAAUUGACCAUGUUUCUGUAUCAAAAUUACCGCCUAGGCCCCUGCUGUCACAAGGAACGUGGGUUCGAGUGUCAGUCCUUGCUUGGACUGCGAUUGUUCACUCUGCAUUUAGUUCCAAGCAGACCUCUUUGAAGCUAGCAUCCCAGAAGGGUGAUUUCAGGCACUUCUGCGCGUUUUAAAAGCAGGAUGCCAGGCUUAGUCCGGACUCCGUUGACCAUAAUCCAGCGUCAUGACACUUCUCUGACACGUUUGUAACACAAAGCAGUGCAAG
Messenger RNA from Coccomyxa subellipsoidea C-169, 647 nucleotides. RefSeq names its product small nuclear ribo protein F. Bases 42 to 299 code for a protein of 85 amino acids. Gene Ontology annotation, cellular component: catalytic step 2 spliceosome; U1 snRNP. Gene Ontology annotation, biological process: spliceosomal snRNP assembly; mRNA splicing, via spliceosome. The record is from RefSeq and is a predicted model, not a curated record. Lineage: Eukaryota; Viridiplantae; Chlorophyta; Trebouxiophyceae; Coccomyxaceae. Gene Ontology annotation, molecular function: RNA binding. The transcript is spliced from 5 exons.